Molecule: messenger RNA, 2443 nt
Organism: Electrophorus electricus (electric eel)
Lineage: Eukaryota; Metazoa; Chordata; Actinopteri; Gymnotiformes; Gymnotidae
Gene: mllt1a
Product: MLLT1 super elongation complex subunit a
Biological process (GO): positive regulation of DNA-templated transcription
Cellular component (GO): transcription elongation factor complex
Molecular function (GO): chromatin binding
Source: RefSeq, a predicted model, not a curated record
GGCUUGAAUCCUACAUCAUUAUCGUAUUACAAUGGUAUAAAUACUAUAUGAGUUUCUCAUCCGCAGAUAAACACAAUUACAAUUCGGGCAAUCCCUGAUUGUCCACCAGUAAUCGUCGCCCGUGGGAAGUCCCGCCCAUUAACGACUGCAGUUGGACGGAUGGCAACUGGUUUAACCUCGGCGCUUCCUGAUUGGCUGGAAAAGUUGUCUGUUUUGGUGGCAGGCCAGGAGUCUGGAAGGGGAGGGGAGCCGUCUAGCUUCCGGUUUUGGGCUGAAAUUGACACACAAUGAGUCUGGAAGAGCGACGGAAAAGCUUCUGUAAAUAAACAGAGCCGCCGCACCGGAGCAGCAUGGAGGACCAGUGUACCGUACAGGUGAAACUGGAGCUUGGCCAUCGGGCUCAGUUGCGGAAGAAGGCCACGUCUGAGGGUUUCACUCACGACUGGAUGGUGUUCGUGCGAGGUCCUGACAACAGCGACAUCCAGCACUUUGUGGAUAAAGUUGUCUUCCGCCUGCAUGAGAGUUUCCCCAAGCCCAAGAGAGUGUGUAAGGAGCCUCCGUAUAAGGUGGAGGAGUCCGGCUAUGCUGGGUUUCUGAUGCCCAUAGAAGUCUACUUUAAGAAUAAGGAGGAGCCUAAGAAGGUUCUGUUCAACUAUGACCUUUUCCUGAACCUGGAGGGCAACCCACCUGUCAAUCACCUCCGCUGUGAGAAGCUCACCUUCAACAACCCCACCCGAGACUUCCGCCGCAAGCUGGUCAAAGCUGGGGGGAUCAUUGUAGUGCCGGAGGGGGCAGAGGUCGUGUCCCGUCCGAGUCCGGACUACCCCAUGCUUCCGACCAUCCCCCUGUCUGCCUUCUCCGACCCCAAGAAGAAUAAAAGUUCACAGGGUUCUAAGGAGCUCAUAAAAGAAAACAGUAGCAAUUCUAAAGCUCCCAAACCCCACAAACUGGCCAAGGAGCAUCGUGAGCGACCUCGCAACGACUCCGACAACAAAGCCUCAUCCAAGGGAGAAGCCGAUCGAGACGGCGGUAGCAGCAAAGGCAGCCGCGAGCCUUCCUCCUUCUCUUCCUCAUCCUCGUCGAAGAAGCCGGAGAUCAAAGGAAAAGAAGAAAACAAAACGGUGCCCAAGGCUGCCUUCAAGGAGCCCAAGCUGACCUUGAAAGAGCCCAAGAUAGAGGGCGCGUCCCCUAAAGGAGGCGGGGCAGGGGGCGGGGCCUCGUCAGAUACCAAGUCUUCCAGCAAGCGCCCUUCUAACGCUGAUUCGCCCAAACCUGGUAUCAAGAAGCCCAAAAAGAACAUAACAGAAGGGCCAAAAAGCUCAGGGGGUGGGGCUUUCCCUGGCACCUCCCCUCGGGUCUCUUCCUCUGCCGCCCCACCUGGGUACGGAGAAAAGAAAGGCUCAAAGGAGCGUGCACGUUGGGCAAAGGGCAAACCUGACACGCAAGACAUCAAGGAGCCGAAGAAACCGCCUGAGACCGAUGACUCCAACUCUGACGACGAGGUCUCGUCCAAGUCUGAGCAGUCUGCUCCCUCGAGUCCAUCAAACUCCAGCUCCAGCUCAGACUCCAGUUCAGAUUCUGACUUUGAACCGCAGCAGAAACAAGGUCAAGGGCCCCUGCGCUCUAUGGUAGAAGACCUCCAAUCUGAAGAGUCCGACGAAGAUGACAGCAGCUCUGAUGAAGAGACACCUGUCAAGAACAACCCACCCAACCGUGACUCCAGACUAAGCUUGGACAGCGAAAGUGACAGCAGUGAUGGGGCCCAUCGUCCAAGCCGAGACCCGCCUGUCCUGCCCCCCAAACAUGCGCCCCCCAAUAACAAGGUAGCAGGCAGGAAAAGUCCAGACGCCUGCCUGAGGCAGGAGAAAGCUCUGAAGAAGGUCUACGACAAGGCCUAUACAGAAGAGCUUGUGGAUCUCCAUCGCAGGCUUAUGGCACUGAGGGAGCGUAAUGUCCUACAGCAAAUUGUGAACCUCAUUGAAGAAACUGGUCACUUCAACGUCACCAACACCACCUUUGACUUUGACCUGUUCUCAUUGGACGAGUCAACUGUCCGUAAACUGCAGAGCUACCUUGAGGCCACUGCCACGUGACAGGAAGUUGUUGUUUUCAGGGGUGGGGCUUGCCCUCAUUUUAGGCUUUGAUAUUGAGGGUGGGCUCAAGGUUGCAGCUAGAGGAAAAUAAACAGUGGAUGAAUGAGGAUGAAAGCGGAAGUGUCGAGGUUGAGAAUGAAGAGGCCCACAGCGCAAGAGGAGAUGGGGCCUGACGGGUUUUGAGGACCAAAAGGAGAAAGAAACCACUUUUCCUUUGCACUGCACUGUAGUGUUGGUGGGUGUGGCUAGAGUGCCGUAAACCCCAGGAGGCGUGUCCUACGUGUAUCUUCUGUUAACACCCAUCUGCACCACUUUUCGUUUGCUUGUGGAAACCUGGACCCCCCCCCCCC